Molecule: messenger RNA, 1569 nt
Organism: Endocarpon pusillum Z07020
Lineage: Eukaryota; Fungi; Ascomycota; Eurotiomycetes; Verrucariales; Verrucariaceae
Exons: 1
Coding region: 1-1569 (522 amino acids)
Molecular function (GO): oxidoreductase activity
Source: RefSeq, a predicted model, not a curated record
AUGCGAGAAACAAUCUCGCGGCAGGAUACCAAUGGCAUCAAUGGUAUCAAUGGCUCAACAGACUCCUAUGCCGACAACCUUGAGGUUGACUGCCUGAUCAUUGGGGCCGGCUUCGGCGGCGUCUAUCUCCUUCAUCAUCUUCGCAAGAUGGGCUACGACUGCAAGAUAUACGAGGCGGGUAAAGAUCUAGGUGGCAUCUGGCACUGGAACUGCUAUCCUGGAGCUCGCGUUGAUUCCCAAGUACCUAUUUACGAAUACUCCAUGCCGGAAGUGUGGAAAGACUGGACGUGGUCUGAGGCGUACCCAGGUUCGGAUGAGCUGCGAGCAUACUUCAAACACGUCGACAAAGUGCUCGAUAUCAAGAAGGAUGUUGCAUUCGACUCGUGCGUGGUAGGUGCAAACUUCGACCAGUCAGCCGGUAAAUGGAUUGUGAGAACUGAAGACGGCCGCACUGCAAGGAGCCGUUUCCUUAUCAUUGCAACAGGCUAUGCUGCCAAGCGUCAUUUCCCUGGCUGGAAAGGCAUGGACACAUUCAAGGGCGUAAUGCACCAUUCGUCCUUCUGGCCAAGUGAGGGCGUCGACGUCAAUGGCAAGCGCGUCGCCGUCGUCGGAACAGGCUCAUCAGGUGUACAGCUUACGCAAGCAACGGCAAAGGAAGCCGCCUCAGUGAUCGUGUUCCAAAGGACCCCCAACCUAGCCCUACCUAUGGCGCAACGCUCGCUCACCAAGGAACAGCAAGAAAAGAAAGGUUACCCGGAACUCUUCUCCGAACGCAUGAAAGGUUUCGCAGGAUUCCCGUUCGACUUCGUCAAACGCAACACCCUAGAUGACACCCCGGAACAACGCGAAGCCUUCUACGAAAAACUCUGGCAAGCCGGGGGUUUCGGAUUCUGGCUCGGCACUUAUCAGGACAUGCUCUUCUCCCACGCGGCCAACCGCGAAGCCUACAACUUCUGGGCCAAGAAGACGCGGGCACGCAUCCAGGACCCGCGGAAACGUGACCUCCUUGCCCCGCUCGAACCCAUUCACCCCUUUGGCACCAAACGACCGAGCUUGGAACAAGACUACUACGAGCAAUUCAACAAGCCGAAUGUCGACAUUGUGGAUGUGCGCCCCAACCCGAUCAAAGAAUUCGUCCCUGAAGGCCUCGUUACAGAGGACGGCAAACUGCACGAAUUCGAUGUCAUUGUCCUAGCCACGGGUUUCGACGCCCUAACCGGCGGAAUGAAAAACAUGGGCCUCCGCUCCACCUCAGGCGAGACCCUUUCUGACACCUGGAAGUCAGGGACGUGGUCCUACCUCGGCAUGACCUGCCACAACUACCCGAACAUGUUCUUCCUCUACGGGCCCCAGGGGCCAAGCGCUUUCGCCAACGGUCCAACCUGUGUCGAGGCUCAGGGCGACUGGAUCAGGAGCGCUAUUGCGAAGAUUGACAAGGAGGGAAUCAAGAGUAUUGAUCCGACGAGGGAGGCGGAGGAGGAGUGGAAGAGGAAGGUGAAGGAGUUGGGUGACAAGUCGUUGUUUCCCAAAGCGAAAUCUUGGUAUGUACUCCGACUUACGUCUUUUUGA